This is a messenger RNA of Lucilia sericata (common green bottle fly), 2393 nucleotides long. RefSeq lists its product as uncharacterized. Lineage: Eukaryota; Metazoa; Arthropoda; Insecta; Diptera; Calliphoridae. Gene Ontology annotation, molecular function: DNA binding. The transcript has 2 exons. The record is from RefSeq and is a predicted model, not a curated record. Bases 129 to 2291 code for a protein of 720 amino acids.
AUACGACGACGGGUCUUUGUUGACACUAUAACGGGCAGAGUGUGUGAGUUAAGUUAGAAGAUUUUGUGUGUAAUUGUUUGUUAUCGACAACAAAAAUAAAGUUUAAUUUUAGUAAAAGAAAGAUAGAAAUGGCACUGAGACCGAGCAGUGAGCUAUGGAAUUAUUUUACCAAUAUAGUGGAGGAGGGCAUGGCAGAGUGUAAAAUGUGUAAACAGCGUUUGAGAAACAAUCGUAGUUACAAUUUAAAGUUACACUUGAAAAAAGUCCAUAAUAAUAGAGGCGAAAUCAACAAGUACUUUGACGUCUUUGUUCAAGAAAAUCUAGCAGUUUGUAAAACAUGCAAUCAACGUCUAAAGAAUCGUCUUUGCAAUUUGAGAUUGCACAUGCGUAGAUUACACAAUAUAGAAGUAAAAUUGCCAGAAGAUCAACCCCCAGAACAACCACCCUCACCACAGCCCUACGAUGAAGAUCAAAUCAAAGCGGUGCUAAAAGUAGCAAAGCGUAAGAUGAAAGAACAAGUGGGCAAUGAGGAGAAAAAGCCAAUACGCCGUUUGUAUAUAAAAAUGGAUAAACAUACUAUAAUACGCAGCGUAAUUGGUUUGAUAGUUGAAGAUGGUUUAUCGCCGCAUAUUAUUAGCUCGAAAAACUUUGACUCGAUAUUGCGACCCAUGUGUGAGGCCAUAUCCGAUAAAGAGGGUAAAGAAUUUAAUGUAAACGAGGCUGAGAUCGAAAGAAUCAUUAAUCUAAUGGCUAAUUAUGUGCGCAAAGACUUCUCCAAUGACUUGCACAGUCGUUUGUUGUCCAUCAAAAUCGAUACGGAUCUACAAGCUUCGCCUAAGACUUUUUGUGUCAGUGCCCAAUUUAUCAACGACGGCAUGAUACAAACACACGCUUUAGGUAUAAUUGAUCUGAAAGAUGAUGAUGCCAAUAAUUCGCAACUAACGGAGGAGCAUAUAAAACAAGUCUUAUAUAAAUAUAACAUUGAUACCAAUCAAAUAAUAGGUGCCUUCUGGAACAAUACCAAGCAAAAAUGCCAUAAGCAAGUAAAAAACUCGGAAUAUUUAAAAGAAAUUGAACAAUUUGCCACAUAUCCCGAAAUUUAUUUGGGAGAUGUUAAGCUGGAGUGUUAUAUGGGUAUCACAGCUCAACUUUGCCUAUUGGAUAUUUUCAAAAAUUCCCGGAUAUUGCAACAAUUUUUGAUGUGUCGUAAUUUUGCCAAAUUUCUUAGUGAAGAAUCCAAUGGUUAUUAUGAAUUAUUUGAGAAAAAUAAAUUAAACAUUCCUAAAAUAGAUUCUCCCUGGAAAUGGGGUUCUACCUAUCAAAUGAUACAGGAUUUGCUGGAUGCUCGUGCCCUCUUGAAAGAUGUAAAAUUCGAAAGUUUCGAUAACACCGAAGAUCAGUUUAAAGCCACCGACGAGUUGUGGUCAUUCAUUGAAGCCUUUAGCAAAGCUAUAAGUUAUUUGCAAAAAUCCAUAUUAAAGUAUAGUACCGAAGACUUGCAUAUGGGUGACUUCUAUGCCCAAUGGUUAAAAUGUAAACUUUUGACCGAAAAACUUCUAACGGCUAGUAACAAAGAAAACGAAAUGUUAUCGUUGAUUUUGACAGAAGUGUUAAAAAAUAUAGAGAAAAGAACAAAGGAAUUACUAAGCCAAGAUCGUUUUGCUGCCAGUAUAUACUUGGAUCCAAGAUUUCAGCGUACACUUGAGACGGAACAAAAUUCUAAUGCUGCGGAAUAUCUAAAAAAGUUGUGGCGUCGUGCAAAACUUUAUAGCGUUGACGAUGUAGAAUCCAUGGAAACUUCAGUUCAAAUGUUUGACGAUGAUGAAGAUGCAUUCUUGAAUGAAUUUUUAAGUCAUGAUAUACCAGAAAAGGAUAAUAGAACCAGUGAUGUUUAUCAAAAGAUUGAAAAACUUAAAUUAGCAUUCCAAAUGGUGGAUACAAAUGUUCUAUCAUUUUGGCAAGGUCAGAAAGCAAGUCAGCCUGAAGUACAUCUGUUAAGCACAAUCUGUUUUGCCAUACCAGCUACAGAGAAUUACCACAAACAACGUUAUUCUCAUCUCUAUCGUUUAGAUGUUAAUUCAAAACUAUCUUCAUUUACCAAAGAAAAUCUCUUAAUUGUUCGCCUAAAUGCCCAUCUUUUAGAUGAUGCACUUUCUCAGUUUCAACUCUUCAAUGAUGCUCGUUCAAAUACCUCUACGUUAUCGGAAUUAAAUGGAUUUUCUGAGGAUGAUAACAGUAAUACCGCUUCGACACAUUCUGGCGUUAUGCCGACACCUUCAACUACUAAAUAAUUAAAAUUAUCAUUAUUUUAUUGUAUUAAAUACAAUAAACUGCUUUAAGCUUAAAUUAAAUAAUACAUUUAUUUACAUUCUGAAAUAGUAUUUUUUAUAACU